GGCGGUGCGACUAUAAAAGCGCUCAGUCCGAGCACGCUGACAGCAGCAUCAGUGAGCACGGAGGAGGCUGAGUCCUCGGAACUGUGGAUCAACACUCCAAAGACGAUGAGGACUCCCGGCUCCACCGCCGCGCGCGCCGCGUGGAACUUGGCUUCGCUUUGAAACGCCCGGUCGCCUCUGCGGAGCCAUGCAGAGCAACGGCAGCACGUCCGGACCCCCGACCACCGCGAGCGUCUGCGGGGGACGAGACCUGGUCGGCGGCGCCACGGGAGCGGCGUUCAACCUGUCGCUGAGCUGCUGGCUGCGCAUCCUGACCGAGGAGUCGUCCCUGGAGCUGCACGGAGACAGCGCCAACCUGGCAGUGAGGGUCCUCAUCGCCCUGGUCUACCUGCUGGUGUGCGUCCUGGGGCUCGUGGGGAACCUCCUGGCCCUGUUCCUGCUCCGCUCCCGGCGCCGGGGCCACCAGCACUCCUCCAUCGACUGCUUCGUCGUGAGCCUGGCGCUGACGGACCUGCAGUUCGUGCUCACCUUGCCCUUCUGGGCCGUGGACACGGUGCUGGACUUCCGCUGGCCCUUCGGCCGCGUCAUGUGUAAGAUAGUGAGCUCGGUGACCACCCUCAACAUGUACGCCAGCGUCUUCUUCCUCACGGCCAUGAGCGCGGCCCGGUACCGCUCGCUGGUCACGUCCCUGAGGAUGGACAGCCCCAGCAUCGCCACGGCUCGAGCCAAGUGGGCCAGCCUGGUCAUCUGGGUGGUGUCACUGGUGGCGACGCUGCCUCAUGCCUUUUAUUCCACCACAGUCCAGGUGUCUGCGGAGGACGAGCUCUGCCUGGUGCGAUUCUCCGACUCCGACUCGGGCAGCUGGGACCCGCAGGUGCUCCUGGGCCUCUACCAGACGCAGAAGCUGCUCCUGGGAUUCGUGGUGCCCCUGAUCGUCAUCUCCGCGUGCUACCUCCUCCUCCUGAGGUUCAUCCUGAGCCGACGCGUCGUCGGCAGCGCCGUGAGCGGGGACGCCGGCGAGAGGUCGGCGUGCGAGAGGGGGCGUCACCGGCGCCGCUCCAAGGUCACGCGCUCCGUCACCGUUGUAGUUUUGUCCUUUUUCAUAUGCUGGUUGCCCAACCAGGCCCUCACCCUGUGGGGGGUCCUGAUCAAGUUUGACCUGGUGCCCUUCAGCAAGGCAUUCUACAACGCCCAGGCCUACGCCUUCCCGCUCACCGUGUGUCUGGCUCACGCCAACAGCUGCCUCAACCCGGUGCUGUACUGCCUGAUCCGACACGAGUACAGGGCCGGACUCAAGGAGCUCCUGCUCAGAGUGUCUGGGUCCAUCCGAAGCGUCCUCACGCUGGUUCUGAGGGGCAAAAGGGUACAGGAGGCCCCAUCCAGUCUGGGUAUGAUCCAGAAAGACAUAAAUAUGUGACUGGCGUCAGGGAGGAGGACGUUUAAUCAGAUCUAGGAGACAAGCAGCUCCGGGGUGCGUGAGGUACAGGCUGAUGCUGGGGAGGGGGCUCGUCCUUGAGCACGGCCCCGAUCCAAAGCAAUCAGCCAGAAUAAUGCUCCAGAACAAGUCUCUGAUUGUCUCUGAGUGGCCCAGUGAAAACCCAGAACAAACCUUAUUGAUUAUCUGCAGAGGAGUCCAAACUGGCCACUUGUCAAGCGCGACGGAGCCUCAGAGGAUCUGCAGGAAGGACGGGACAAACCUAAAGAGCAUAUAGAGACUCAGCUGUGAAAAUUCAGGGCCUUGCAGUAAUUAAUGUCAAAGGAGGAUUAAGGAUCCCAAAACUUAUGUAAAUGAGACAUUUCAUCUGUUUUCUUCAUUAUGAUUGUAUUGAUGAAAAUGUGCAAAACAUUUGUACAUUUUUUCUUGUUCUGUGCUGCGAUCAGUUUUUUCCUGGUGUCUGUGGCAAAAAAGCGGAUCCUUCAGUGAGACAGUGCACGAGACGUGACACGUGCGUCAUCUUUGUCCUUUCAGUGUGUUUCACCGGCUUUUAGCUUUACUCUGCACUUUCAUGAAAACCUGCCAACUUGCCCACACAGGCCCGAGGGGACGCUGGGACACGUCACGCGUGUCUGUCGCGCUUCAUUCCAGCGAGAAGCCGCCGCGAAUCGUCCGCUUCUGUGGCUCCAAAUAAAAGAAAAAGGACGUUGGAGGCCGGUGACGUCCCGGGGACGUGGUGCUGUGCAGGUGGAUGAGUCAGCUGCGCACAGGCUUCUCCACGUUCCUGCCCUUUUGCAACCUUUAAAGUCGGAACACGGAUAAACAUCUUCACCUGCUCCCAGGCGUCCAUUGUGUGUUGCUCUGGUCCUAAUUGCGUCUCCGAUCCAGUCACGGACGGUCGAGGCUCUGUAGGUAGGAGGCUCCGCAAAAGAAGCUCGUGAAUUGGAACAACUCAUUUCUGACUUGGGAGCCAUAGCAUUUCCUGCCAUCUGCUGUUGUUCCUCCAGACUCUCACAUAAGCUCCCGUCAGAAUUCAACUCUAAAAAAAAACUGACAGAGCAGCUCUAGUGCAUCCAUUUCUACUUCCGUUUCAGUGCAGCAUCUGACUCAUCUCAUCUUUUAGAGCAGAGAGCACUCACGAGCACGUGACACCCGCACGCAUCCAUGUACGACUGUGUGAGUGGCUCAAAGCGGGUACCAGCACGUCAUCUCUGCGCGUGACUUACAGGUAGAGAGACCUUCUGGACUCCAGGCGCUCGGAUGCUGACUUCCAGAAGCUGGCAGCGAACUCGUUUGCACAGAGAACACGUAUCGGAUCAAAAUAUAUUCUGAAAGCUCCUUCAUGUCAUGAAGUUGUUGCCAAACUAGUCCAGAAACAUUCCUCAGCUGUGAAAUCAUGUGUUAGUGGCUCAUCAGUAAUACGCUCCAAGACGUCUGUCAAGUAUAAAGACGUAUUAUUCUCACAAUAAAUUACUUCCAAGCA
This is a messenger RNA of Betta splendens (Siamese fighting fish), 2918 nucleotides long. RefSeq names its product relaxin-3 receptor 1-like. The coding region runs from base 188 to 1417 and encodes 409 amino acids. Gene Ontology annotation, biological process: G protein-coupled receptor signaling pathway; immune response. The transcript is spliced from 4 exons. Lineage: Eukaryota; Metazoa; Chordata; Actinopteri; Anabantiformes; Osphronemidae. Gene Ontology annotation, molecular function: G protein-coupled receptor activity. Gene Ontology annotation, cellular component: membrane. The record is from RefSeq and is a predicted model, not a curated record.